UUUUUUUCAACAACAUCUGAUUUUUGACUUCAAAAUAAAGACAGAAAAACAGAAUCUCUUGUGAAUUUGUAAACACACACAGACAAAAACCAGUGAGAUUAAACUUUCUUGGUGAUUUCGUCAAAUUACAAACUUAACGUUUCGCACAGUAGAAACUGACAUCAUUGUUAUGGCAACAUCACUGAUGUACUUCUGUCUCAGUCCAAGAAAGCGGCACUUUGACCUCCAUGAAGCGUCCAAACUCAGGUCCGUUUUCAGCACAGCAGUGACGUUUUUUUUUUCUUUUUGUUUCAGUGAAACAAACAGCAUCAGAUUAAGAUACGGGAGGAUGGCGUGUGCAGAACAGAUCAUCUCUAAUCUUCAGAGUGAUCAUAACAUGUUUUUGGGGAAAGACCCCGAGAGAUUCAUCUGCCCACACGGAUUAGUGCAAGUACUGUAAUAUGUUUUUUUUUCUUUUAAAGUGGUGCGUUUGACGGGGCAGUUUUUAGCUCACAUCAUGUUUCAGCAAACCCUCGAACCACCAACAUCGCCGUUACAGUACAGACUGUAAACAAAGACUCUAAAUGCUUUAACAAUGCAGCUGUAUUCAUUAGACUCUCCAUUAUGAUAAAUCAUACAUAACAUCUGUAUUUGAUGGCGAUUGGACGGUUUUAUCUCAAUAUUAAAACACUGGUACGGAUAUAAGAGAAGGCAAGUGGACAGAAAACUCCUCCACUGUGAAAUAUGGCUUCAAACUUGGUGAGUUUAGCAAAGAUAUUGAUGUGAUUUAAAGGAUCGAGUUUUCAAAGUUGGGUUGUAUGAGGUACUUGUUAAUAAUAAGCGGAUCCUGAUUAGUUUGGCCCAUAGACUGUAUAUUCUUUGGACAACUUGGUUCCGCCUUCCACCAGUAAACGGAUUAGAAGCCAAAAAGCGCUCUGUAAUUACGCAUUUUUUUUUCAGUUUCCUGAAAACCAACAUUGCGCAGUAGCGUUAUACGCAUUCGGCGGGAGAGUCGCUGUUAUGACGCUCGGCUCAAACAGCUUAUGUAUCAGGUGUCAGUGUUUUUUUGUUCUGUGUAAUAAAUUGCUAGUUUGUCCACAGCCAUAAGCUUUGCUGGACGAGGCGGGACUUAUGACCUACACUGCAGCCCGUCAACAGAGGGUGCUGUUCUGGGAGUGGCUUCACCCAGUGAGGAGGCAGAUGGCGUCCAUUCUAGAUACAGUCUAUGGUUUGGCCCCUUUGUGGUGGAACUAGGUGGUUGAAUCCAAAGGCUAAAGGACCAGGAUGCUCUGUAGCAGACAUGGAGCAUAUGUGAGCGUGACUCUCGUGGUUACUGAUGCUGCAAAAUAAGACAUCAUAGUGUCACUCCCAACUGUCCACUCACUCCUUCUACAUCAGUUUAAGAUGAUACUGUCACCGUGUUGAAUGGAAAAAGGCUCUUUAAAACGAUCCUCGUCCGUCUCCACUCAGUGGGAAGUACCUCAUACAACCCUGCUCAAAACUAAGAACUAUCCCUUUAAUUUUGGGUUAAAUCCCGAUGGCAUCAGGUAAAUACUCAGACUUUAAAACAUAAACCCUUCCUCUGGCUCGAGCUGACCUGUAAAGCAAACCCUCUGUGACAUUCAUCGAGGAUCGUGGCAGUUCCGAGUUCAGCUACUCCUUCAGAAAUCACACAUACUCUGGAUUUAAGUCAUGGGUUUGAAGGUUUGCAUAUUUGUGCUUGUGUCCUCUGCGGGAUAAACAGCUGUAUCCCUCCUUUAAGCAACAAAACAACCAGGAUAGUUAAGACAAAAUUGUGUGUUUUUAAGCUCCAGGUCUGCUAUUUUAAGAAAGUGUGUCACAGUUCUCAUGCCCUAUUUUUUCUUGAGACCAGCGAGUCCCCUGUGUCCUGAUGUCAAAGUCCCCAAACUGUGUCUGCUGUUUGCGGAAUAUCCUCGAGAGCAAGAAAUGCAAUUAUUUGUGCGCAUAAUUCCCUGUGUGUGUUUUCUGAGUGGCCGCCUAAUGGCGAGAGGGACAGACAGACAGAAAAGAGGAAGAUGCUCCUCGAUGCAGCUCAGCCGCAGUGUCUCCAGGGAGGCCAUUAAGGGAGAACUUCAGGCCAUUUGUCAGACCAGAAGGAGCCAAACAGCUGGGCGUGUUUCUGUUCUGAUGAAGCGAGGGAGGGUUUUAUGGGGAUCUAUUAAUAACUUCCCCCGUAAGAGGAGCGAAUCUUGGCCUUGUUGCAGCAUCUCUGGACGGGGUAGACUUUCACAUUUCAUUUCUCACUCCGUACGUUGUUAGUCCGGUCACAGAAGAGCUGGCACCUACAGGAGGACGGGGAAAAAUAAGGUCUGAGAAAGAUGAUAUCUGAUUGACGACACGUCUCCAGCUCGGAUGCAGAUAAUCACAGAACCAAGACCCGGAUCAGAGUGCUUUGGCCGCUCUGGAGGAGGGUUUGUAGGCUCAAUCCAAGUAUAAUCCAAUCCCAAAGUAGGUCACCGCUGAGUUAGUGACAGCUCAUUCAUAUUCCAGCACACAGCAGGUACAUGCUCAAAGGAUUCCUCUUUGUUUGAUCACACAUCACACCGCCAGGGUCAAGAUCAGCGCCGUCUCAACCCGUCCUUUCCCUCUCCUUCAUCACCCCCCUCCUCCCAUGUCAUGGCACGUCACACUCGAUGUAAGGGAUGUCGCUGUAGCGGCGGUCUACCUCCACCCACUGCUGCACGGCCCGGGCCACGAUCUCCUCGGACAGCCUGUGAGCGUACUCCAACAGCAUCGGGUUGAUUUGUGGCGAGCUCUCUGGCGAACCCAUCUCUGAGUGCACCAAGUAGGCUUUCUCGCCCUUCGAUUUCUUAGACUUGCCCUCAAAUUUGUCCGUAGAGUUUGCAUUUUGGGCCGCAGAGUCACUUCUUUUGGAUUUAACACACCCCAUACUCUGGAGGAUGUAGCAUUGAUUUAAUUUGACGAUGGCGGUGAGAGUCUUUGGUACGAGUUUGGAUUGAGGCGUCACUGUUCAUUCAUCCCUUUGAGCAGCCUUACACUUCUUUAGCUCUUCCUGUCAUCCACUCCCGAUUUCAUCCAUCUCUGAAAGCCGAUAUUUGUCACGAUCACUACCACAAAACAAAAGCUGCUGAUUCAGAGAGGCGACCGAUGACGAGGUCCAUCCUUACGAGGGUCUGGUGGCGUGGAAACAGUCCGUUAACCUCGCGUCUUCCUUUGCUGCAGUGAGGAUAAAAAGAGGAUUUUAGUGAUUUAUUUCCAAAUAGCAGAUGGUGGGAAAGAGGAGAGGAUUGUGAAUGAAUUUCACAGUGGCUGUGGCGACUGUGACCUGCUCUAGCGGCCGGCCUGAGGUCACGGCACCUCUGCACGGUCACAUUCAAACAUCUCUGCCUCUCUGCACGUCAAAUGUGUUACUCAUUUACCCCUCCCUCGUCUUCCUCACAGUGUUUCAUGACUCAAUCCCUCUGCCUCUUUCCUAUUGCAUGUCACAGGGAUGUCUGUCUGGAGCUGGAGAGAGCGCUGAUGCUGCUCGGUUGUAAGCCUGUGUCUCCCAUCUGUUCCACUAGCCGAGCCCAGCAGUCUGAUUCACAGUGACAGCUCCUUUUUCUGGGGCUGCAGGCCUCUGUGCUCAUGAACAUGUGCUUCAUUCACAAAGCUGCAAGCUGGAGUCUGAGGCCAUGAAUGAUUUAUGCAGAGAGGGGAGUCUCCCUGAGAGUAAAACAACAUUCAGAGGUGCAAACAAGAGGCUCAACUCACACAAAAUCUGCAGCCGUGUCAGAAAUUCGAUUGAGAAUUUCACAUAGUCAUAUUGUUAUCUAUUGGACAGAUGCAUAAACCUGUGGGAGCAUCUAUUAGCUGUCUGACAAACACGUGGGAUUGGGAUUAAACCUGAUGACUGAAUUAUUUGAACAACAAACCUGCUCUGGAAAUCCCUCUGCAAACAUGAGAUUAAAACAUCAUUAUCAUGGGGUGUGAUCCUGCAGCAGAGAGGUACAUACUUUUACAGGUGAGAGCAAAGAGCCUCAGCUUCAUCUCCAUUUUAACAAAAAGCAGAAUCCGUCCACAGAGGAAAUAAUCCAAGGUCGUUCAAGUAAACAAUAAUCCGGACAUCAUGUGGUGUCGCGCCGGUUCCUCAAACAACAUCCAAACCAUCUGAACUUGGAGCCUGAGCGUUAUUCACACAAAUUAUCCCCCAAGUUGGUUCUUCUAGGUCUGCUCGCUUGUUUGGUUGUUGUAGGAUGAAGACCUCCGCAUCGGAUUUCUCUCUAAUCUCCGCGGACAAUAAAGAUCCAGCCUGCUAGAGGAUCAGACUCCCUCUGUGCAGCCUUGAAGUCGGUCAGCGGUGAGAGGAGCUCCUCGGCUGAGAGGAAACCAGAGGUCUGGGCUGGACUGACUUCAGCAGAUAGACUCUUCACGAUGUGAUCGAUCUGCAGCGGUGCUCAGGAGGAGAGAGAGUCCAGGCGCUGCUCACACUCACCGGCCCUGCACAGCUGCGGGCCGCCGCAACACUGACAUCUGGCGGCGAGAUGGAGAACUACCGCAGCAGGAGUGACCCUCGUCCUGUGUUAGGGUCUGAUUUUAGGUUGAUUUUAAAUGCUUAAAAGAACCACUUAAAUAAGUUUUUUGCAUCAAGACUAUUUGACUUUUUCAGAAACUUCUAUUUUAACAAAUAAAAAAUAAAAAAUUGGCUAAAUUGUAAUUGUAAACUCUUUUCAAAAUUAUGGCACUUGUCAUGUUAGGGUUGCUGUUGACCCGGUUAGAUCAAUAUCUAAUAAUCAGAGCAAAAAACUGAAAUCAUAAGUGCACUGUCAGGAAACACACUGACAGUCAGAUCCUCUUUCAAUCAUGUGAGAUUUAAGAAAUUCUCAUUUUGCCUGUUUUUCCCUGCAUAAAAAAACUACAUUGAGCAUGUUCAGACAUGUGAGGUCAGUUCAGUAUGGAUGUCUGUGUGAGGGGUAUACAGACAAAGAAAGGCCCAGAGGACCACAACAAAAAUAUUAUAAGCAAUAUUUUCACAGAUAAUGAAGCUGAACAAGGUGACAUAGAGAUGUGACCCAAAUUGGAUGAUAGAGAAUUGUUUUUGGUGUAAUUUACAGCUGAUUUAAGACACGGGUCAAAACCGACCCUUAACAUGGUGGGUGCGUAGUAAAAGCUAAAACAGGAGGAAGGAUAAAAAGUGUGCAAAAAAAAACUGACUGUGUUCAGGUGAGAAACCUGGUAAAAUUAAGAUUUGAAAUAAAACCCCAAAGCAUGGCCAGAAAUUUCCUCUAAUAUGGAUUCAAAGUUUCAGAAUAGCCUCCAACACUUUUCCUUGUAGAUUUGAUUUUAAUGCUACUGGAUCACCCAGAGUCUUGGGUUAGUAGUAGGACAGAUGUAUGGGCUGCAUCUGCAGCAGUUUAUUUCUCUUGUUUGCACUAUCUCAUUAUUUGAGUAACACUUUGGCACUUAUAUUUAAAAUUCAACAUGAGGGUUGAAGUGGAAGAGAGUAUUAGUAACAUAAAAGAAAAGUAUUUAAUCUUUCAUUUUCAAGACAGACUAAGGUAUUAGUGACAUAUUACAACAAUUUAACCCUUAAAUGCCUUUUGUAUCAUAUUUUAUAUACUUUUAUCAAAUCAAUAUGAUCAACAAAUUACUAAAAUAACACCUGAAUACAGUCUGAUAAAUGAUAAAAAUGUAGUCUUAAAGUUUAUUGGUUUCCAAAAACAUUUAAUGUAUCAAACUAGAUAAAUUUAUUUGUUAAAUUUUAGGAACAUUUUAAUUUUUUGGUUUUUAGUAGUGUAAUAAACAUUUCAGCUCCAAAAAAUGGAAGUUUCUGGCCAUAGUUUGUGGUGUCAGACAUUAAAGGGUUAAAAUGAUAUUUUUGGACCAUUGUAAGAUUUUUUUUUGACAGUUGAAAUGAUCUGAAUGGCUCUGAACUCGCCAUAGAGGCUACAGAUGAUGGUAAUGUGACUGAUAACAGCCUCCACAGGGUGGCACUGUCUUCACAUGUGGUACAAUAACCAGGUUUCACCACCCAGGUAUCUGAACAAGUCCACAACUAAGAAUCACCUUAAAUUAAGGUUUCUUAUUAGUGGAAGAGAACAUAAGUCUCAUUCUGUCUCCAAUAAUGACAUGAUAAUUUUACUGACACUUUGGAUCCGGAGAUGGUUGGAUGGAUUUAUUGGUGCUCAAUACGCAGUUUAAGUGUGUCAUUUUCAAUCAACUAUAGGGGAUACAGCUCAAACGGUGAGGCUACACGACAAGAAUCAUAUAUUAUAACUUUGAUUGAUUAAUAAAUGAAAUCCUUCAUCAUACUUAAAUGAGAGUGGUCGUUUAUUUUCCUGCGUCAGAGAGGCUGAGCUCUCAGGGGUCUGCGAUAAAGUUUAUCCAAACGGAGUCAGGUUGAUUUGAUGAAACAACAAUGUGUUGAAUUGUUCUGAAUUGACUUUGACAAGGUGUCAUUGACUUGAUGCGAAACAAAAGUUAGUUUAGCGCGCCAGCAAUUCAUAAUACAAGCUGCGUCAUGCGUUAAAUCACGCGUUAAAUCUCUCAAUGUUACGCACUGCAUUAGAUCUCUGUGCGCUCAUACUAGGAAUUCUAUCUCAAACUUAUAUAAAUAAUCUUGAUUUCUUCCAGUUUUAAGAGUUUAAAGUUGAACUGUCUGCCAUCAGAUUUCAUUCAGUCCGCCCUGCGUCUCUGCGUAAUCACGGUAGCCUAAUAAAAGUGAAUCUAUCCAUCUGUUGACGUGUUCAGCACAUGCUCACAGCCUCCGUCCCUUUAUGGUUUGACAACGAAAAAAAGUUUUCAUGUCAGUCGGUCAAAACUCAUUGUUGCCUUUCCAGCCAAUCAUAGUUUUUGACGACACAAAAGAGGCUAAAGUUGGAGUAUAAAAAGGUGUGCGCUAAUAAACUAUGAUGCCUAUCAGUGUGGGACAUUAAUCCAAACUCAGUCCGGUCAGGCAUCAGUGUCCAGCACACAUCAAGGGAUCUUUCUGAAAACUGAACUUCACACCUUCGAGACAAUGCAUCUGUCUCAGAUUGUGCUGUAUGUUAGCCUGCUGAUCGCUUUGGGCGCUGUAGUUUUGAGUGACCAGGAGACGCACCAGCAGCCCUCUGCCAGCAGCCCAACGGACACGGAGCAAUGCGCCACCUGCGAGGUCCGGCAGCAUAUCAAGACCAUGCGACUGAACGCUAUUAAGUCUCAGAUUCUGAGCAAACUGCGAAUGAAAGAGGCUCCUAAUAUCAGCAGAGACAUAGUGAAGCAGCUCCUGCCCAAAGCGCCUCCGCUGCAGCAGCUCCUCGACCAGUACGACGUGCUGGGAGAUGACAACAAGGAUGUGGUCAUGGAGGAGGACGACGAGCACGCCACUACGGAGACAAUCAUGUUGAUGGCAACUGAACGUGAGUCUUUAAUUUCGCUGUGUUUUACGCAUAAAAAGGGAGAUGUGUGCGCAAACGUUUCCAAACCGGGUUUUUACGCACGAGAAGAGCGCACGGUAGACGCUGUCAGAAUACUUUAUUUGUACAGUUGUGUGUUUACAAGGUUGCUGCUGUAAAUGCAGAUUGGUAAUUUCAUCAAGAUUUAAAAAGUGGGAGGGUCAUAGUGAGAUUUUACAAACUCUCUAAAGCCUCAAUCAGGGUUCAAAUGUCAGACUUGGCACAAAAGUUUCAUCCGUCCAUAAAUUUGAAUUACUCAUGGCUGAGACUGUUUUUCUCUCUUUCUCUCUCUCUGCAGCCGAGUCCAUCGUCCAAGUGGAUGAGGAACCAAAGUGCUGCUUCUUCUCUUUCACCCAGAAGUUUCAAGCCAAUCGAAUAGUCCGAGCUCAACUCUGGGUGCAUCUGCGCCAGGCGGAGGAGGCGACCACUGUGUUCCUGCAAAUCUCCCGCCUGAUGCCGGUCACAGACGGGAGCAGGCACAUACGGAUCCGCUCCCUGAAGAUCGACGUGAACGCCGGGGUCAGCUCUUGGCAAAGUAUAGACGUCAAACAAGUGUUGACUGUGUGGCUGCGGCAGCCGGAGACCAACUGGGGCAUCGAGAUUAAUGCCUUCGAUUCGAGGGGGAAUGAUUUGGCGGUGACCUCCGCAGAGCCCGGAGAGGAGGGACUGGUGAGUUAAAGCUUCAUUUUUACUUUGAAUGAAAUGCGCAAUUUUUGGAUAUCAGGUGUAAAAAAUGUAGAUCCAGUAGUGCAGGAGCAACAAACACCCUCAGAUAUAAAAAAACACAUCUGAGUUUUGAUUGUUGUUGGUUUCAUGGGUUGCAUUGUUCCUGUAAUUGCUCUGGAGUUUUAAAUAUGAGUGCUCCUGGUUUUAGUGUGCAGAGUCUUUGCAGAGUCAGCAGGUGGUUCAGCAUUCAUGCUUUUCACUGCUGGAAGAGAGAAUCAAGAUUUAAGACUCUUGAAAGUGAUUAAUCAACAGAGACUUCAUGUACCUGCAUUUGGACAAAUGCCCAGUCCUCAAUAAGCUCCAAUCUUAUUGCUGGAUUACAUAAAAGUUCACCUGCUGCACAUUCCUCAAAGUAUUCUGUGUGACUGUGCAAAUCAGAGUAAUUGCCUGCAAACACACACUGCUGCUAUCAAUGACAAACACUUAUCAUACGGCUCAAACACUGGCACCGGGCUCCGGAGCAAUUAGAGUGCCGCAAUGACUGAGGUUAACCAACCAAGAGAUGAUUUAAUUUGCUCAAAACUCAAAGUUUCAUAAUAUUAUCCAGCCAUGUUUGACAACCAGCUGCACAAGGUCAAGAGAAGCGGAUUAAAAGUUACAAGCUGGAUUCUGCCUUUGACUUCUUUUUGCAAAUCAGCAGUUUUUAAAAAGUGUUCACCCUUGACUCUGUCUUUGCAGCAACCUUUCAUGGAGGUGAAGAUUUCAGACGGCCCCAGGCGAGUCAGGAGAGACGCAGGCCUGGACUGUGACGAGAACUCUCCAGAGUCCCGGUGCUGCCGCUACCCGCUCACGGUGGACUUUGAAGACUUUGGCUGGGACUGGAUUAUUGCCCCAAAGCGCUACAAGGCCAACUAUUGCUCCGGGGAGUGUGAGUACAUGCACCUGCAGAAGUACCCGCACACCCACCUGGUGAACAAAGCCAACCCCAGAGGGACCGCAGGCCCCUGCUGCACCCCCACCAAGAUGUCCCCGAUCAACAUGCUCUACUUUAACCGAAAGGAGCAGAUCAUCUACGGCAAGAUCCCGUCCAUGGUGGUGGACCGGUGUGGAUGUUCUUGAGCCGGGACGUAGACCACAGCGAAGAGGAGGAGAAGACGGAGGGGCCGCGGCUCAGUCCGGCUUCCAACUUGAGACUUUUCUGACACAACUGAUCCACCACUUCUUGAGCUUUCCUGCAGAACACGGUGCAAUAGAACCAGAGUAGAAAAAAGGGCCACCAAGAGCCUGAGCGCUUUCACAACCGGCAUAGCUCUUACUUUGCUUUCCUUCAGUGAAAAUCUUAGCCAGAGAAGUUUGAAGUCAGAAGGAUGCAGGAACACGUACUUACACACACAUGCUGAGUCUCAGAGUGAAUGUAGACACAAAUAUUCAAAGUUAUCCAAAAAACUUAUUUUCCUGAGUCUCAGUUUUCCGCCCAUAUAUGCAAACCUGCAGACCGAUUAUACUCCUGCGCCAUCACUCCACUUCCACUCCACUCGUAGACAAAAUACAAGCUAUUACACUUUUCGCUACGCUACAUGUUUGUGAUAAUCAAUGUUCCAGUUAUGUUUUCAGAGUGAAACCAGGAAUCCUCAUGGACUUUUUGAAAGGGCUUGGAAAAACAUGUAUGAAGACACUUUGGAGUGAUGUUUCGCACUGGUGGAACAUGUUUUAGUGUCAGGGAAAGCAGGAAAACCCAAUUUGCAUCAUUACAGGAUGAAUUUACUGUCUUGGAAAUGAUCAAAACAGAUUACAAGGGAGUAAAAUCCAAAGUGCAGGUGCUGACGUUGUGACGUAGAGACACAAAAAUGCUCCACUAUUGUGAAAAAUCACUCGAAGUGUUGACUUGUCUUCAUGUACUCUUCCACACAUACACACACAGAAACAUAACCGACCCAGGAGCGUUCUCGCUCAAGUCACGAUCUCCACAAUCCAACCGAAAAACAGCCUGACCUGCCCGAUACACUUGAAUUAUUCUGAUUGUAAAUUCACAUGACUGGACAGAAGGACUUGAACUGAAGGCACAACGAAUGCAGCCGACAAAUAAAGAAAUGUGUUUAAGACAGAGGAAAGAGAUGGAGGAGUCGUACGAAUGUUGAGAUCAUGCUUUAACUCUGUCUUACAAACAACAGUUUGCACUAUGGCACACCAAUAGAAAGAAUUGGUUGCUACAAGAGUUGUAAAAACUGAUUUUGAUAUGUUUGCUUAUUUGUAUUGUAUACAUAUGCCAUUGUUUCCACUAGGAGUUGCCUUUCUAAACCACUGUUCAUAAAUGUAUAAAACUGCAAUUUAGCAUGAUAUAAGACGUAAUACAGCAACUCUGUAUAAAUGUUUUAACAAAUAAAGUUUCCAGCUUGUUUGUUGA
Messenger RNA from Xyrichtys novacula (pearly razorfish), 10443 nucleotides. The record is from the annotation of a GenBank genome assembly. Lineage: Eukaryota; Metazoa; Chordata; Actinopteri; Labriformes; Labridae.